Messenger RNA from Peromyscus leucopus (white-footed mouse), 712 nucleotides. Its product is annotated as probable RNA-binding protein 18. NCBI's taxonomy places the organism in Eukaryota, Metazoa, Chordata, Mammalia, Rodentia, Cricetidae. The transcript has a single exon. The record is from RefSeq and is a predicted model, not a curated record. The coding region runs from base 140 to 712 and encodes 190 amino acids. Gene Ontology annotation, molecular function: RNA binding.
GUCACGGGCGGCCAGGCAGUAACCGGUGUUUCGCCUGAGGUAUCCUCACGUCCCUCGCUCAGACCCGGGCGUCGGAAGCUGGUUUCAGGGCAUGAGCUGAGGGCACAGCUCUGAGGCUGGCAGUAUUUCGUAGAGAUUGAUGAAAGCAGAAACCAAAACCCUCCCCCUGGAGAACGCAUCCAUCCUUUCAGAGGGCUCUCUACAGGAAGGACACCGAUUAUGGAUUGGCAACCUGGACCCCAAAAUCAUGGAAUACCACCUCCUCAAGCUCCUCCAGAAGUUUGGCAAAGUGAAGCAAUUUGACUUCCUUUUCCACAAGUCGGGUGCUUUGGAGGGCCAGCCCCGAGGGUACUGUUUUGUUAACUUUGAAACUAAGCAGGAAGCACAACAAGCCAUCCAGUGUCUCAAUGGCAAGCUGGCACUGUCUAAGAAGCUGGUGGUACGAUGGGCUCACGCUCAAGUCAAGAGAUAUGAUCAUAACAAGAAUGAUAAAAUCCUUCCCAUCAGCCUUGAGCCAUCCUCAAGCACUGAACCUACUCCAUCUAACCUCAGUGUCACUACAAAGAUCAAAGCCAUUGAAGCGAAGCUGAAAAUGAUGGCAGAGAACCCUGACGCAGAGUACCCGGCCGCACCCCUUUAUUCCUACUUCAAACCACCAGAUAAGAAAAGGACUACUCCUUACUCUAGAACAGCCUGGAAGUCUCGAAGAUGA